Iphiclides podalirius (scarce swallowtail) is the source of this 1209-nucleotide messenger RNA. Lineage: Eukaryota; Metazoa; Arthropoda; Insecta; Lepidoptera; Papilionidae. The record is from the annotation of a GenBank genome assembly.
AUGGCUGCGUGGCUGUGGUUUGCUGCGCUGGUCUGUGGCACGCAGGCAGCUGUAUUGCCACCACCCUGGGCGGACGCCAAGCGGAAUCCAUGCGCCAACCAUCCACGCGGGUGGCUCAUGCUGUACUGGCCCGCUGACGGGAAAUGCUACACUAUUUACAAGAAGGGGUACCCAUGCUCGGAGACGCAGGAGCUGAGUCCAGGUCGCUGGGGCGGGAGGACGGUGGCCGAGUGCAAAUGUCCGCCGGGAACAGCCCAGCUGCCGAACUCCACGACCUGCUACAAGCUAUUCGACCGGGGUCCAUGCUCGCCCGGAGAGUACUUCGCUCCGGUGGAGGAGUCAUUCAACAAGCGAGGGGUACGGCAAGGCAUGUGCGUGAGGCCGCAGCAGUGCGCCGAGACCUUGCUCUACUGGCCCGCCGAUGGCCGCUGCUACCACAGACUGACCCAGGGCCCCUGUUACCCCGGCACGAUCCUUGACAUAGGGGAAGAUGGCUUGGCUAACUGCACGUGCGCGGCGGACGGGCCCAACUACUGGUCAGCCGACGGCGGUUGUUAUUCCCACUACACAAGGGGCCCUUGUGAGAAGGGUCAGCUGUUUCUCCCUGGCUCCAGGUGCGGCUGCGACAGCUACCUGCCUCACUACCACAACGAAACUGCCUCCUGCUACGAGCUAGAUACCCUGGGCCCUUGCACCAAGGGGCACGUGUUCACCAUCUCGGAGGUGACUGAGCAGGGCUCGAGGGCGUCGUGCCGCUGCAAAUCGUUCCACGCGAGGGCUCACGACGGCGCCUGCUACCGUUUGUACACGCGGGGGCCCUGCAAGAACGACGAGAUGGUCGCGAGGGGCGGUCGCUGUACCAAAGUGCCAUGCGGCAGGGGCCGGCUGUACGUGCCGGAGCGGCGGCGCUGCUACCGGCCCGGCGCUGGGGAGCCCUGUCCGGCGGGCGAGGUGGUCGCCUUCGACUUCGACGCGCGGCCCGCCCUAGACGGGCUAAGCCACAACGGCGUCUGCGUCUGCGGCGGCGGGGUCUGCGCGCGCCGCGAGGUGGCGGCUUGCUCCACCCGCAAGGGCGCAGUGACCUACAACAACGCUUGCCACAUCUUGCACACGCAAGGGCCCUGCUCUGAUGGUGCCUGGCUGGUGUGGCGAGACGGCCCCAAGUGCGAGUGCAGGCCCGGCCAGAACUGCGACAGCAAAGUGGACAGC